GCUCACAAUAAAAAACACAACGAUAUAAUCAGAAUUCUGCUUAAAAAAUAAAACCUAGCGAUAAUAAUAGUCAUACUGCUAAAUACUAAUACUACUUCUUCUUUGUUCCAAGAUCUAUAGUACUCAUGCAUUCAUCAGUUUCAGGGAUUCACGGCAAUCUUCUUGAAGUUACAGUUGUUGGUUGUAAUAAGUUGAAAGAUACAGAAUGGAUUUCGAGACAAGAUCCUUAUGUGCUUCUUGAAUAUGGAAGCAGUAAAUCUAGAACAAGAACUUGUACUGAUGGAGGUAAAAACCCUACUUUCCAAGAGAAAUUUAAUUUCACACUAAUUGAAGGACUUCGAGAGAUUAAUGUUGUGGUCUGGAAUAGUAAUACUCUCAAGGAUGAUGACUUCAUUGGCAGUGGAAAAGUUCAACUCCAAAAAGCUCUUUCUCAAGGUUUUGAUGACUCAACUUGGCCAAUACAAAGUGGAAGGGGCAGACACACUGGAGAAGUUCGUCUUAUAAUUCAUUACUCCAAUUUUGGUAAACAUGGAACAGCUGGUGCACCAUCAGCACCACCCUAUAUGCAUGCUCCACAUAGCACAGGUUAUGGUGCUCCUUCUGUGCAAACUGCACAUUAUCCUUCAGCAGUGCCCUACUCAACUGCGCCUUCAUAUCCCUCCUACCCACCAAAUCCAUCAGCUUAUCCACCAUCUUCUUACUAUCCUACUCCGCCAGCCGCCUAUCCUCCCCAACCAAAUGCCUAUCCUCCCCAACCAAAUGUCUAUCCUCCACAGGCAUACCCUCCUCAACAGCCUUAUCCACCUCCACCACAGGCUGCCCCAUAUUAUCCACCAGCCCCUUAUCCAUAUCCUCAGCCACCCAGAUAUUGAUAUGCAGUCAAUUUGCGCCCAGUGCUUGCUCAAGUGAAGAUCGGGUACUCUGAUCACUCAUAAUGUGUACAUUGCUUUGCUAGAUGUCUGACUUCAUACUGCUUUGGUUGUAUAAUAUUUUAUGACUGCUUCUAGAUAGUGAUUUUCCACGCUACACAUUUCAGCCGACUUGUGAAUUCAUAUGCCUUCUUUAUAACUUUAUCUCUUUUUUCCUUUCUUUUGUGCUUAUAAAUAUAUAAACCACGAAGGUACUUUCUUUUGUGCUUAAAUUAAAAAUAUGUUGAGCAUAGCC
Papaver somniferum (opium poppy) is the source of this 1164-nucleotide messenger RNA. Its product is annotated as protein SRC2 homolog. The coding region runs from base 126 to 872 and encodes 248 amino acids. NCBI's taxonomy places the organism in Eukaryota, Viridiplantae, Streptophyta, Magnoliopsida, Ranunculales, Papaveraceae. The transcript is spliced from 7 exons. The record is from RefSeq and is a predicted model, not a curated record.